Molecule: messenger RNA, 708 nt
Organism: Carassius auratus (goldfish)
Lineage: Eukaryota; Metazoa; Chordata; Actinopteri; Cypriniformes; Cyprinidae
Product: collagen alpha-1(V) chain-like
Exons: 4
Source: RefSeq, a predicted model, not a curated record
UUUGCUUCUCUCUCUGUCUCUCUCUCUGCAGCUGAGCCAGCCGAUCUCCUAAAGAUUUUAGAUUUUCACAGUUUGCCGGAGGGUGUAUCGAAAACUACAGGCUUCUGCACACACCGGAAGUCAUCGAAAGGGCCUGAUGUCGCCUACAGAGUCACAAAAGAUGCACAGCUUAGCACUCCAACUAAACAACUCUACCCCUCAUCCAUGUUUCCUGAGGACUUCUCCAUCUUGGCGACGGUGAAGCCGAAGAAAGGCAGUCAGUCCUUCCUGCUGUCGGUGUAUAACGAACAGGGCAUCCAGCAGCUUGGUCUGGAGGUGGGACGCUCUCCUGUUUUCCUGUAUGAGGAUCACCUGGGCAAACCCGGCCCGGAGGACUACCCGCUCUUCAGAGGGGUCAACUUGGCGGACGGAAAGUGGCACCGUGUGGCGAUCAGCGUUCACAAACAGAGCAUCACUCUGGUUUUUGACUGUAAGAAAAAGGUGACACGGACGCUAUCCAGAAGCCCUCACCCCAUCAUCGACACCAAAGGCAUUGUGGUCUUCGGGACACGUAUCCUGGAUGAGGAGGUGUUUGAGGGUGACAUCCAGCAGCUGAUGAUUGUAUCGGACCACCGUGCUGCGUUUGACUACUGUGAGCACUACAGCCCUGACUGUGAGGUUCCUGCACCCGAACAGCACCAAAACCAAGACCCAAACACUGAUGACUCU